Molecule: messenger RNA, 1904 nt
Organism: Daktulosphaira vitifoliae (grape phylloxera)
Lineage: Eukaryota; Metazoa; Arthropoda; Insecta; Hemiptera; Phylloxeridae
Gene: HDAC1
Product: histone deacetylase HDAC1
Exons: 9
Coding region: 368-1843 (491 amino acids)
Molecular function (GO): histone deacetylase activity
Source: RefSeq, a predicted model, not a curated record
UCCAUUGGCUUGUAUUCGGAACACGGAGACCGGAGUAUUGAAGUAUGAAUUGACCCAUUAGUUCUUUAAAUUUUUUGGUACCUAUUUAGGUUUUAAUUUUUAGAACGUAAGUUCUGAUAUUUGCGAGCUUUCCUCUUGUAAUUAACAUUCAAACUUGUUACGGAAUAAUUUCGUGCUCUAAAGAACGUAUUGUGUCUUAUUAUUGCAAUAAUAUUGAGUUAGAUAUAAAAAUUGUUUAGCAGCGUGUGUAUUGAUAAAAAAUUUCUGAAAAAAGAAUAUUUUAUUAAGUUGGCCCGCGCUUUUGGGCUGUCAGUCAACGUUGUGACUUGAAUUUAUUCAUCAUUUUUUAGUUAGUAAUUUAUUUGUGAUGUCUAUUACUCCAUUCAAGAAACGUGUUUGCUAUUACUACGAUAGUGACAUUGGAAAUUAUUAUUAUGGACAAGGACAUCCAAUGAAACCUCAUAGAAUUCGAAUGACUCAUAAUUUACUUUUAAAUUAUGGCUUGUAUCGUAAAAUGGAAAUUUAUAGACCUCAUAAAGCUACUGCAGAAGAAAUGACCAAAUUUCAUAGUGAUGAAUACAUUAGAUUUCUUCGUAGUAUUAGACCAGACAACAUGAAUGACUAUAAUAAACAAAUGCAACGAUUUAAUGUUGGUGAAGAUUGUCCUGUUUUUGAUGGACUCUAUGAAUUCUGCCAACUAUCUGCUGGUGGAUCAGUUGCUGCAGCUGUAAAAUUAAAUAAACAAUCAGCAGAUAUAUGUAUUAAUUGGGGUGGUGGUCUUCAUCAUGCGAAAAAAUCUGAAGCUAGUGGAUUUUGUUAUGUUAAUGAUAUUGUAUUAGGUAUAUUGGAAUUGCUCAAAUAUCAUCAACGUGUAUUAUAUAUAGAUAUUGAUGUCCAUCAUGGUGAUGGCGUUGAAGAAGCUUUUUAUACUACUGAUAGAGUAAUGACUGUGUCAUUUCAUAAAUAUGGUGAAUACUUCCCUGGAACUGGUGAUCUUAGGGAUAUUGGAGCUGGAAAAGGAAAAUAUUAUGCCGUUAAUAUUCCACUAAGAGAUGGAAUGGAUGACGAUAGUUAUGAAUCUAUAUUUGUACCUAUUAUUACCAAAGUAAUGGAAACAUUUCAACCUAGUGCAGUUGUUUUGCAAUGUGGAGCAGAUUCACUAACUGGGGAUAGACUGGGAUGUUUUAAUCUUACCGUGAAAGGUCAUGGAAAAUGUGUUGAGUUUGUAAAGCGCUAUGGUUUGCCUUUUUUAAUGGUUGGUGGAGGAGGUUAUACAAUCAGAAAUGUAUCUAGGUGUUGGACUUACGAGACAGCAGUAGCUUUAGGUGCAGAAAUUGCAAAUGAACUUCCUUAUAAUGACUAUUUUGAAUAUUUUGGACCUGAUUUUAAACUUCACAUAAGUCCAUCUAACAUGACAAACACAAAUGCUGCAGAGUAUUUGGAAAAAAUAAAAAACAGACUUUUUGAAAAUUUAAGAAUGCUACCUCAUGCACCUGGUGUUCAAAUUCAAGCUAUUCCUGAGGAUGCUGUACGGCAUGAUUCUGAUGAUGAAGAUACAGCUAAUCCAGAUGAUAGAAAUCCUCAGUCAUUGCAAGAUAAACGUAUUGCGCCUGAUAAUGAGUUUAGUGACAGUGAAGAUGAAGGAAUGGCUGCUGGUGUUGGUGGUGGUGGUCGUAAAGAUAACCGUUCAUAUAAAAGUGGUACACCCACUAGAAAACAAGCUCGUUUAGAUUCAACAAAAAUGGAAGUUGAUGAACCAGAAUUUAAUAUAAUGAAAGAUGACAAAGAAGAAAAAUCUGUUAGUUCUGAUGACUCAAAUAAAAAAGAUGCUGUAAAAUCAUGAACAUUCAUUACCAAAAAAAAAAAAAUUGUGUAAAUAAUAUAAAAAAAAAAAAUUGUUGACA